ACUGUAACCAUGACCAUGGGCAAGAUCAUCUUCUAUGAGGACAGGAACUUCCAAGGUCGUUCCUAUGAGACCAGCAGCGAUUGCGCUGACAUGUCCACCUACCUGAGCAGGUGCCACUCCUGCAGGGUGGAGAGCGGCUGCUUCAUGGUCUACGACCGCACUAACUACAUGGGAAACCAGUACUUUGUCAGGAGGGGAGAGUACUCCGACUACCAGCGUAUGGGCAUGAGUGAUUGCAUCAGGUCUUGCCGCAUGAUCCCCAUGCACAGAGGCCAGUUCAGGAUGAGGAUCUACGAGAGGGAGAACUUCGGUGGUCAGAUGCAUGAGCUGAUGGACGACUGCGACAACAUGAUGGAUCGUUACCGUAUGAAUGAGUGCCAGUCCUGCAACGUGAUGGACGGCCACUGGCUGAUGUACGAGCAGCCCCAGUACAGAGGCAGGAUGAUCUACCUGAGGCCCGGCGAGUACAGGAGCUUCAGGGACAUGGGCAUGAGCGGCACCAGGUUCAUGAGCAUGAGGCGCAUCAUGGAUUCCUGUUAUUAG
Messenger RNA from Plectropomus leopardus (leopard coralgrouper), 543 nucleotides. Its product is annotated as gamma-crystallin M3-like. NCBI's taxonomy places the organism in Eukaryota, Metazoa, Chordata, Actinopteri, Perciformes, Serranidae. Gene Ontology annotation, biological process: lens development in camera-type eye; visual perception. The record is from RefSeq and is a predicted model, not a curated record. Gene Ontology annotation, molecular function: structural constituent of eye lens.